Molecule: messenger RNA, 5113 nt
Organism: Tuber aestivum (summer truffle)
Lineage: Eukaryota; Fungi; Ascomycota; Pezizomycetes; Pezizales; Tuberaceae
Source: the annotation of a GenBank genome assembly
CGAAGACAACCAAGCAACCCGUAGGAUUAUCCCAGAGUACGAACACCAACAGAAUAUCUACAAUCUAUACUAUCUCCCCUAGAAAUUGCGAAGAGAAAGAAGAAUAGUUAUACAGUGACCAACCCUUGGGCUUUCAGAUCCAUCAAAACAGCGCCUUCAGCCACCCUCUCCAGAGUCUGCCAGAACAUCCUCUCGACAGGUCCCCUCGAACUGCCAUCACUAGAUAUCAUAUCCUUCUCUAAUGCAUCCUUGACAAUCUCUUUAACAUCGUUAUACAGCUCCCACUUUUCCAGCGCCCUCAAAAUCAGCGUAUAGGCUGACAAUGGCAAAAUCCUGCCCUCUUCCCCCAUGGCCGCCAUCACCGACCUUAGUCGUUCCACCUCUCCCAUCUGAGCGUAUCCAACAGCGAGCCGGGUCCAAAGUUUCUGAUCCUUGGGAACGCGGUUGGCUUCGACUUGCUGCCAUAGCUUCUCGACGCCCAGAAGAUCGCCUUUCGAGAAUGCGUAUCUGAUGACGGUGGUGUAGGUCGCAGGUGUAGGCUUCAAUCCCUUAAAUUCCAUAAUCAUCCAAAUGUCUUGAGCCGCCUGCUCAUUACCAGUUUCCAGUAGCCCCUCAAUGAUAGUCGUAAAGGUCACUUCGUUUGCCGGAACUCCUGCGGCCUCCAUGUACUCUAGGAGAUUCCUGACUUUCGUCAAAUCCGGUUUGGUGGGGGAGUUUUUGUACAGCCCAUCCAGCACCGUUGUCGCGGUGACUAUGUCAGCGUCAAUGCCCGCAGCUUGCAUUUCACGUAGCAACGAAAUUGCCUCAUCAAAGUUCCUCGAUCGAAGCAGUGCCCUUAACAUCGUGUUAUAAGUCGUCAAAUCCGACUUUAUCCCCAUUCCAGUCGCGACCAGGAGUGUUUUCUUAGCCUCGUUCAUGUACCCAUUUUUCAGCAACCCGUCGAGCACAGCGUUGAUGGUCGCGGUGGUUGGCUUGAGCCCAGAUUUUUGCAUGUCCUUCAAAACCUUCAUUCCCUCUGCUUUACGGUCGGCCAUGAGCAACGCGUGAAUCCGUGUUGUCCACAAAAUGACGUCGGGGAUAACUCCGCUCGUAAUGAUGGUUUUCCAAACCGCCUGAAGGCAAGAUCGGUCUCUGUCCUGGAGCCUCCCGGCUUCAGUCAGUAGCAUGUUCCACGAACGUGGCUUAGGAAAAAUCCCGCUUCUUGCCAUGUCGUUCCAAAUCUCGAUUGCGACUUCCCUUUCUGUAAGGGUCAUAAAAGCCAUGACAAAAACCAUAAAGUUCUCCUCCGAGAACGGGAUCCCGGUAUCUUCAGCUUGGGUUCUGAGAGAAUCGUAAUAGUCCUUCAGCCGCCCUCCGUCCGUGUACUGAGCGGUCGCCCUCUGGAGAAGUGCGGGUACCGUGAGCAACUUUUUAAACUCAAAUUUAUCCGCUAGCUUCACAAGCCGCGUUUGCAUCUCCUCCUCAAAAUAAUGAUGUGCCAUAUAUUUCCCAAGAAACGGGGCGUUGGGGAGCUGAGGAAAACUGAACAAGGUUCUCUCCAAAUCCUUGUGAUGCUGGGUCGCAACCUCCAUCGUAUGAAGAAAGGCGAGAUAUAUGGUCGAAGCAAUGGCGGAAGGGCUGCUGGCAAGUCGAAACCCCCACCGGAGAGAGGACCACAGCAUAUCCCGGUCUAUCUCACUCGUUUCUUCCUCCCCCUCAACUGUUUGCCGACGAGCACCAGCUCUGAAGUGGUCUUCCUUGUAGUACUGAAUAGCGCUAUCAAGCACGGGUGAAACCAACUCCGGACCUUUGCCUUGUCGAAGCAUACUGGUAAGCAGUAGCCGAUACUGACUGUCGUUCGCCAGAGCCAUAGACCUCAAUGUCUCGAGAAAUUCUGCAGCCGGCGGUAACUCGCUGUGCUGAGGCCCCUCCUCAAUCAACCCUUCCAAGAGCAAUUCAACAACCGGUUUUAUGACCUCAUCCGUAACCUGCUCUGAAAUCGGUUCACCAUCUCUAUGCCUCGGGUCAGAAACCUCUAGCCAUGCAGCGUAUCCCCCAGGCAGGUCCCUGUCUUCCAGACGUUCCUCAACGCGCACCAAGUCCUGACGAGAUAAUCUGAGAGAGGAUCGUCUAGCACUAGGCAAGUUGAACAAAGGUCGGAUAUGCGGAGGCCUCUCUGGAGGGGUUGCCGCAACAUCAGGGGCCGAAGGCGUGUUGGGAUAUGCUUCUCCAAAUGCCCGCCAACCGGGACUUGUGUGGAACAAUCGCCGGCCAGGGAUCAAGACCAACCGUGACGGCGGCGGCGUCCGGAGAAGCCUUAGGCAUGACCGACAUACUGAAGAAGUCGCUCCCUAUUUCAAACCCGGUUAGCCCACGUCGGACCGGCAUUAUUGGGGGUGGGAAUUCCAGACCCGUAAUGUAGAAGCCAUUCGUGAGAAUUUUGCUUUUCGGAGGCUCUAAUAUUCCUUCGCUUACCGUACUCGAGCACAUGGAGGGAGGGUUGAAAAAAUUAGACAGGGUAACCGACACCCUAAUCUGAUCGCCAGUGAGAUGUUAAAACAAAGUCUCGGUUAUCAUAAGUUGAGUGGAUGGGAAACAUACCCGAGUAGAUUUAUCGAGGGUUUGGGCUUCCUGGCUAGUUAGAUCCCCGCUAGAGCACGUGUUGAAAGCAGGGCCGGGGACUGCAUAUUCAAGCACUUGGCCGUGAUAACCUCGUAAACAUAUCAUAUCAUAAUACCGGUGCCAGUUUCAUCAUCCGUGCCUGGACAGUAGAUUAUCAUAAACGACUAUCCCCAGGACCGACACAGCUGCCCCCCAUCGGUUUCCAGGACAUGGAUGACUAAGGAGAGUCUGCCCCGGGGCGGCUCGGUAUCCCUCGGACACUGUCAGCACAGGUGUGGUGAUAUCCGUACCUGAGCACAUUACAAGUACCUAGCUGAUAUUGGCCAUUGGAGAAAAGGUUGCUUAUUAACCCUCUGGCUCACGAAAUUUUCAAUGCCCUGCCGGCCCAGGAGAUGGUUCCAGUCGCCUGACAAGAAUGGCCACGUAUCAUAUCUACUAUUACCGUGUUCACACAGGUACCGAAGCCCCAGUAGAGAGGCUCACAACGCCCCUGUGGAUCCGGGCCAGCGUGGCUUUGUCGCGCCGUGAAGCUACAGGCACCUCCACCUCUUGCAAGAAUCACCUAGGCCCUUUCCCAUCUCCAUCCACUGUACUCCUACUUCCAACUCUUUCCCAACCGCCCACAGCAGUAAAUCUAAUACUAGCAUACCGCUAGCCAUGGCAGCUCUGAACCCUCGCCCUCCCUACUCCCCGGACGAACUUGCUGCGCUGUAUCCCUCAAACCUGCAAUUACACCUUGUCCAUGUUAUAUUCCGGCAUGGUACCAGCCAACCUGCACUCUUGAAGGCGCAUUGGACCGAUGAGGCUAAUUUAUCGGGGGAUACAGGUGAACGGACACCCGUUACACCACGCUUCCAGAGUGCUGGACUUGCACCGUGUGAGUUCACGUCGUUAUCCCGCGUGUUGCAUGAAUCCAAUAUUGAUGCUAUAUAGUUUGGCCUUAUUGCCAGGCUGCUUCCCGAUUCAAAGCCGUGGUAAUGGAGCCUGAGGCGGAUUGGUCCCUCCUCACCUUUCAGCGUCGGAUGGAGACCUUUGGAAAGAAAGGGGAAAAUGUAGUAGCCAUGGGUCCGGGUGGUGAGAAAGAUAAUAUUUGGUUGGUCUGCCGACUUAUGUCCAAGAUGAUUCUCAUUUCAAUGAACGAAGCGUUAACGAACUCGGAUGUCAUCGGCCGUUGGCCCUGGCAAUUCCAAUGAUAGCCCUCCGGGGGAAUUGACAGACCGUGGAAGGGAAACCACACUACAGCUCGGGCAGAGGCUACGCCACUUGUAUGUUCACCAACUCGGAUUCCUUCCCGAAAAUCUCGGAGCCCAGUCGGAAUAUUACCUGCGGUAUUUACUUACAACUCCGGAGGCGUGAAUCCUAAUGAAAAAAUAAAAAAUAAACUAAUCAUGACACUGCGGUAUAGGGCUUCGCCGGUAGCCCGAGCUCUUGAGUCACUUGAGCAAGUUUUCACUGGCCUUUACCCAUCCGCAAACAGAUCUCCCACGAGUCCCCCGCUCGCAAUCUAUACGAGAUCCUUCGCCGAAGAGAACAUAUUCCCUAAUGGCGCAAGCUGCAGACGUCUCGAUCAGCUAUCAAUUGCAUUCGCCAAACUUGCCGCGGAGAAAUGGAACGACUCCCCAGAGAUGCAGCACCUGCAAUCCCGUAUUGGGAAAUGGGUGAGUGGGAAGAUCGCUGUCGACGGACAUCCGGCAUUAUGCGGAAUAACGGACACUGUAAAUUCGACGCUAGCUCAUGGGAAGACCACCAGACUUCCGAGCGAGUUCUACGAGCCGCGCGUGAGGAAGAUCAUGGAUGAUAUCACGGUAGAUGAGUGGUAUCGAGGAUACAACCAAUCAUCAGAGUACAGAAGAUUGGGUGUCGGUUCGCUCUUGGGAGAUGUUAAAGAUAGGAUGCUAGCUUCUGUUAAUGAGACCAAUGAAGAUGGCCGACUGAAGAUCGGGUUGAUGGGAUGUCAUGACACCACCAUUGCCGGCUUAUUGGCCAGCCUUGGAGGGUUCGACAAAAAAUGGCCGCCAUUCACCAGCUCGAUUGCUUUUGAGAUGUUCCGAGAAGGGAGGCAUAACAAGAGCCGAAAUGUAUUCUCAAAACUUUUUGGUGCCAAGAGUGAGGACGAAGGGUGGUAUGUGAGGUUGAAGUACAACGAUAAACCGGUUUAUGUCAAGGGCUGCAAGGUGGCCGGAAGGCAUCUUGAAGGAGAUGAGAGCUUCUGCACGUUGGUACGAGUGACUAAUAACAAGCCUGCAUUUUAUCUUUGCUAACGCAUAGUGCAGGCGGCAUUCAAGGAAAUCGUCGAGAAGAUGGUGCCACAGGACUUGAAGGACGAAUGCCUGAGAAACAUGGAUAAAACAGGAAUUCCACCCAUAGAAGAGGUGGAAUGAAUAAUUUUAGAUUAUCACUGAUUGGCCCGAGUUAGGUUUUUGAAGAUAAGAGUCCAGUUGGAAACAAUACCGGCACUGCAUUCUUUGAUGAGCAAUGCCGGACCGUGAAAUUAGAUGAGCAGCUAAACAUU